AUGCGCUGGUUCGUCACUCCAGCAUAUUACGACAAACUUGAGCAGAGCGAGACGAUACUCGAUGAUACACCACCAAGAACUACAAACAGUACCGACAAGGCUCGGCGGGUUCGCUUCCUACUUUGGUCGACACUCACCAGCUUAUCGAUCUUACUGAAUGUUCUUCUGCUUGGGUUUGUCUGGCUUUGGACGGAUACAUGCAACGUGCAUACAGGUGGUUACCGCAAUGUCUCGAUGAAUGCAAAUUUCAAAGCAGCAUCGGCAUACUCUCCGAUCUUUGAUAAGGUCGACAUGCAAGUGGGUCUCACGACUGUCAACGGCGCAAUGCACGACAACACUUCCAUCUGGCGAAAGCCACCAUCACCCGAGGUCGAUGCAGCGUGGGACAGCUUGACAAGGGGAGGCCUCGAAAUUAUCACUGUGUCGGCAGCCGAUAUCGAGCUCUCUGGCAAAGAUCCGGCUCUCAGCGUCAAAGCGCCGCCUUCCUGGGAUCAAGGACCAGAUGCAUAUUUCGCUCAGAUCGACAUCUUCCACAUCUUGCAUUGUCUAGAUGGAAUCAGGAAAGAGAUGUGGUCCGAGUAUUACUAUGACGAUCCAUCGGAUGCCAUCCGUCGCGAGCUCAAGGCACAUUGCCUUACAAUACAACUGGAUGCAUGA
Alternaria atra is the source of this 657-nucleotide messenger RNA. RefSeq lists its product as uncharacterized. The transcript has 3 exons. The record is from RefSeq and is a predicted model, not a curated record. NCBI's taxonomy places the organism in Eukaryota, Fungi, Ascomycota, Dothideomycetes, Pleosporales, Pleosporaceae. Gene Ontology annotation, biological process: mycotoxin biosynthetic process. Bases 1 to 657 code for a protein of 218 amino acids.